GACUUUUUCCCGUCAUUCAGAAGGCAAUAUGGUCGCCAAUCAAAACACACCCAUUUCCGUAUUUCUUAAGUAAAGUUUGAUUGUUUAUGGUUAGCUACAGUUCUUGAUUUUCAUAAGAACAAAAUUUAGGCACUUAAGCCCUAACCCUGCCUAAGUUUUUAAGUAGAUCUAUUAAAGUAGUUUGGCCAACAAAUCUCCUUGGAAAAGUUGUAGCAAAAUGCCUCACACCAUAGAGAAAGAUUUCAACUACAGCUUUGAGACAAAAACAACCACUUCAAAUCUUAAUGUCCCAAUUACAGUGCCUAUGAACAAUUCUCCUCAAGAAUUUGUAGGGCGACUUGUUCAGUUACACAAUUUGCCAUGUUUUGUAGUUCGAGAACUAGAAGAAAAGCUUGAAGAAUUUGUGACUAAAGAAGCUACCUGCCUUCAUGACAGAAAUGCAGAUGAAUCAAUCAAUCAAGUAAAAAUGAGUGACACUGAGGUAGAAAACCUGUUAAAACAGUGGGUGACUGUUUAUAAUCAGGAGUUGAAGAUGUAUGCAAGACCUCACCAGCUAAGCCAGGAUGAAAAGUUUGCAGAAAUUUAUCAUACACUUAUACAUUCGCCAGCCCUGGAGACCUUACUCAAUUUAGAACAUGAAUACUCUCUUGGCGUUGAAAGAGUGACCAAAGAAAGAGAUAAAGAUCUUCAACACCUACAAGAUAAACAGCGAGCUGAAAUGGAUGAAGCAUUAAAAAAUGUUGGCAGUGUAUACAAAGAUGAAGAUAUCAAUUUGCUAGCUCAAAGACAGUUUGAAAACACCCAGGUAGUAGAAAGUAAAUGGACAAGCGAACUACGAAACUUACACGAACAACAAAAAGCUGAGUACAGGGAGUGGGUAUUUCAAGUUCAUGAAGAUUCACAAGGGAAAGCUCCACUCCCUCCAUAUGUCCAAAGGCUACGUAGUCUGUCUGCCAGUCUACCUGACGCUGAAGCAGAAGAAAGGCACGCCCAUAUAUCUAGAUUAGAAGAAAGUUUUACUAUACAUUUAGGUGCCCAAAUGAAAACAACACACAACUUGAGAUUACUUUGUACUGAUGUUCUAGAUUUGUGCCGGCACAAACCUCACACAGUUGGGGGCCUGGUUAUUCCUCAGCCACAGAGGUUACAGACUGCAAUGUCUUUGUAUUCAAACAACCUUUGUGGAUUGGUUUUAUUGGUAGACAACCGUCUUAAUUCAUAUACUGGUAUUAAGCACAAGUUUGCUCAAAUCUGUGAUAGCUCAACUGAUUUCCACUUCCCCCCAUUAGAUGAACAGUUUCAUGUAAUAGAACAACAGCUGCCAAAAGCUGCCCAAGUAAAAGCUAAAAAGAAAGGCUCCUCUGAUGAGGUGGAUGAUAGCAGCAUACACAGCUCAAGUAGUAGUUCUAGUGAAGAGAAGGAAAAAGCUGGUGAUAAACGGCUCCACUCAGGUGAUUUCUAUCUAACUAAACAUUCCAACCUGUCUGAAGUUCACAUCGUGUUUCACGUGGUCACUGAUGACAACCUGCGUACCUCAGACAUAACAUCCAGACACCCAGUUAUUCUAAGCAUACGAAACAUCAUCAAGCUGUGCUUUCGUUAUGACAUUGACACUGUGACCAUUCCACUUUUACUGACUCAUGAAAUGUCUGAGGAGAUGACAAUUUCAUGGUGUAUGAAAAGAGCAGAGCUGAUGUUUAAAUGUGUUAAAGGCUUUAUGAUAGAAAUGGCUACCUACAGUAGUCAGGAGUCAAGAACCAUACAGUUUUUAGUGCCCAGGGGUUUGUCAGAGGAAUUGUUUCAUCAAAUUAGCAACAUGAUUCCUACAAUUUUUAGAUUGUCCAACCCACUAGUUGUUAAAUCUUAUUAAAUUCCCUUUUCAUUCCUUUUUUGUUUGGACAUUCAAUUUAUUGUAACUUAUUUUGUUGGCUUUAUGUUAUUGUCAAAGUGCUUCAUUACAAUUGAAACUAAAAUUAACUUAUUUAUUUGUAAAUAGUUACUUAUUUAUUUAAUAAAUGAAUACCUACCUACCAACCUAUCUGAUAAUUUUUACUAUCAAUAUUUUAGUCAUACCAAUAUCAGUAAUUUGAUUUUUCUUGUCAUGACUUUUGCAUUUAAAAUAAAUAAUGUCAGUGCAUUGAA
Molecule: messenger RNA, 2142 nt
Organism: Physella acuta
Lineage: Eukaryota; Metazoa; Mollusca; Gastropoda; Physidae
Product: protein C12orf4 homolog
Cellular component (GO): cytoplasm
Source: RefSeq, a predicted model, not a curated record